GCAGCAGCAGCAGCAGCAGCAGCAGCAGCAGCGAGCGGGACGGAGUUAGGACCGCUCGGAGCGCUCAGGUCUCGAGGGUGUCGGUGCCAGAAGAAAAGAAUGAUCGAUGGGAAACAGACACCCGGCUAGAGCCACUGAUCCUUUUUGCUUCAGAUGCUGUCAUCUCAGUGCACGUGAGCAGCCCUCGUGAGCUGUGAAUGUCGAGGACCUCCCAGGGUGAUCGGGUGUAGAACAAGCCAACCAUCACUUGGCCGAAUCAUUACCGCGAUUGGACACAUCUUUUACAAAAACCGAACUAGACCCAAAUCUGAUAGAUAUGUCCUAGGACAGCGAAAAACCAGUGAGUUGCUGUAACGCCUAACGCACAAGUAUGUUAGCCUUCCGCCAAAGUCCUCAGCAUCCCUGAACAUGCACGAUAUCUCAGCCCUUCACUUUUAGUUUGGAAUCGACGCUGAGCUCUCGUCUUUUAAUUUUCUUUAAAUAUAUGGACCUACCUACAUGUCGACAUACAUGUGUAUGUAAAAUAGACAUAGAGCACAGAUAAGAAACCCUGCUUUAGUCACCGCGAAAAUUGCCAAGAAUUUAGAGAUGUAUUUGUCAAGAUUCCUGUCAAUUCACGCCCUUUGGGUUACAGUGUCCUCAGUGAUGCAGCCCUACCCUUUGGUGUGGGGACAUUACGAUGUGUGUAAGACUCAGAUUUACACAGAAGAGGGGAAAGUUUGGGAUUAUAUGGCCUGUCAGCCAGAGUCCACAGACAUGACAAAAUAUCUGAAAGUGAAGCUGGACCCUCCAGACAUUACCUGCGGAGACCCUCCUGAGACAUUCUGUGCGAUGGGCAACCCGUACAUGUGCAAUAAUGAGUGUGAUGCGAGUACCCCUGAGCUGGCGCAUCCCCCGGAGCUGAUGUUUGAUUUCGAAGGAAGACAUCCUUCCACGUUUUGGCAGUCUGCGACUUGGAAGGACUAUCCCAAGCCUCUCCAGGUCAACAUCACUCUGUCUUGGAGCAAAACCAUUGAGCUCACAGACAACAUAGUUAUCACCUUCGAAUCGGGGCGUCCAGACCAAAUGAUCCUGGAAAAAUCUCUCGAUUACGGACGAACAUGGCAGCCCUAUCAGUAUUAUGCCACAGACUGCUUGGAUGCUUUUCACAUGGACCCUAAAUCUGUGAAGGAUUUAUCACAGCAUACGGUCUUAGAAAUCAUUUGCACCGAAGAAUACUCCACGGGGUAUAUGACAAAUAGCAAAAUAAUCCACUUUGAAAUCAAAGACAGGUUUGCGUUUUUCGCUGGACCGUGGCUUCGCAACAUGGCUUCCCUCUACGGACAGCUGGAUACAACCAAGAAACUCAGAGAUUUCUUUACAGUCACAGACCUGAGGAUAAGGCUUUUGAGACCAGCCGUCGGGGAAGUAUUUGUAGAUGAGCUACACCUGGCACGCUACUUUUACGCGAUCUCAGACAUAAAGGUGCACGGAAGGUGCAAAUGUAAUCUCCAUGCCACUGUGUGUGUGUAUGACAACAGCAAAUUGACCUGUGAAUGUGAGCACAACACUACAGGUCCAGACUGUGGGAAAUGCAAGAAGAAUUAUCAGGGCCGACCUUGGAGCCCAGGCUCGUAUCUCCCCAUCCCCAAAGGCACUGCAAAUACCUGUAUCCCCAGUAUUUCCAGUAUUGGUACGAACGUCUGCGACAACGAGCUCCUGCACUGCCAGAACGGAGGGACGUGUCACAACAACGUGCGCUGCCUGUGUCCGGCCGCCUACACGGGCAUCCUGUGCGAGAAGCUUCGCUGCGAGGAGGCGGGCAGCUGCGGCUCCGACUCCGGCCAGGGGGCGUCCCUGCAGGGCCCCCGGGCGCUGCUGCUGCUGCUGCCGCCGCUGCUGCUGACCGCUCUGCUGGCGACAGCCAGCCCCCUGGGGUUCUAGGCGGCGGCCGCUGCCGCCAGACGGGCCUGUGGCGAGGGGAAGCAAACAGGACGCGAGCCUUUGCAGCUCACAUAGGGAACGCGCCCUCCGACACCCCCACUCAAACAGUGUGCGAUCGACGAAGGCCUGACUGAACUAAGCCAUAUUUAUCAGCCGUGGACAGCACAUCCGAGUCAAGACUGUUAAUUUCUGACUCCAGAGGAGUUGGCAGCUGUUGAUAAUAGCACCGCAGAUCACAUCGCCAGCUGCAGAGCUUAUCGCCUAUUGGUAAGGCUGCGACAGCCCCCCAAACAGGAAAGACAAAAAGAAAGAAAGAAGAAGAAAUCAACCAACCUAAAAACAUUUGCUACUCUUAUACGCAGUGGCUCCAGUACCAGUUGGCCCAGUACGUGGACCAACCAACUAGGAGGCUCUUUGCUGGCAGUGCUUUGUGGGUCUAAGGACAUCUGUUCGAGCUGCCAUAUUGGCCUGCCUCAGUCCCCGAGUCCCUUCCGACCUGUGCUUUAGUGAACGUUGCUCUGUAACCCUUGUUGGUUGAAAGAUUUCUUUGUCCGAUGUUAGUGACGCACACGUGUAACAGCUCCCUCCAGAAGCUCAAGCCAGUCGUACCCCGCAUAUCCUAGCAGCGCUGAGUCAUCCCAGCCAGUGCGAGCGCACGUCCACUGUCCAAGAGCAGCAUAGGGAAAAAAGAAAGUGUAUCUAUCCUUUUGUAUUCAAAUGAAGUUAUUUUUCUUGAAAUACUGUAAUAUGUAGAUUUUUUGUAUUCUUGCCAAUUUGUGUUACCAGACAAUCUGUUCAUGUAUCUAAUUCGAAUCAGCAGAGACUGACAUUUUACUUUGUCCUCUUUGGUUCUGUUUUGUUUCAUUGUGCAGAGAUCUCUCUGUAAGGGCAAUGAGCGUGCUGGCAUCAAAGAAUAUCAGUUUACAUAUAUAACAAGUGUAAUAAGAUUCCACCAAAGGACAUUCUAAGUGUUUUUCUUGUUGCUUUAACACUGGAAGAUUUAAAGAAUAAAAAUUCCUGCCUAAAUGAUUUCAGGAAUCUGUAUUGCAAUUUCUUACGAUGAAAGGAGCAGCCACCGAGCAGUGUCACACUCACUUUACUGAUUUCCAUGUGGACGGAAUACAUUCAGCUGACGAAUUUGGUACCCAGGAAGAUGGAAUGAUGUUCAGUAGCUUGGACAACUUCUGCAAAAUAUGAGACUAUUUCCACUUGGGAAAAUUAUAUCAG
This is a messenger RNA of Pteropus alecto (black flying fox), 3150 nucleotides long. RefSeq names its product netrin G1 (gene NTNG1). Gene Ontology annotation, molecular function: cell-cell adhesion mediator activity. The coding region runs from base 589 to 1923 and encodes 444 amino acids. The record is from RefSeq and is a predicted model, not a curated record. The transcript has 6 exons. Lineage: Eukaryota; Metazoa; Chordata; Mammalia; Chiroptera; Pteropodidae.